Molecule: messenger RNA, 1392 nt
Organism: Camelina sativa (false flax)
Lineage: Eukaryota; Viridiplantae; Streptophyta; Magnoliopsida; Brassicales; Brassicaceae
Product: NAC domain-containing protein 55
Biological process (GO): regulation of DNA-templated transcription
Molecular function (GO): DNA binding
Source: RefSeq, a predicted model, not a curated record
GUUCUCAUACUAUUACUCUAUGCUUAUCUAUUAUUGUUAUAUAUACAUACACAUACAAGUAGCAGAGCUUCGAAAUCUUUAAAUCUUGAAAUACAAAAUAGAAAAGAAAAUAAAAAGAUCAACGAGAGACAUCAAAGAUAUUGUUGUGAUAAAAGUGCAAAGAUAUUUGUUCUUUGUUUCUUUAGAGAGGAGGUGAUUAUAUAUUUAGAAUGGGUCUUCAAGAACUUGACCCGUUAGCUCAACUGAGUUUACCACCGGGUUUUAGAUUUUACCCGACAGACGAAGAGCUUAUGGUUGAGUAUCUCUGCAGGAAAGCCGCCGGUCACGAUUUCUCUCUCCAGCUCAUAGCUGAGAUCGAUCUCUACAAAUUCGAUCCUUGGGUUUUACCAAGUAAGGCGUUAUUUGGUGAAAAGGAAUGGUAUUUUUUCAGCCCGAGAGAUAGGAAGUAUCCGAACGGGUCGAGACCGAACCGUGUUGCGGGGUCGGGUUAUUGGAAAGCCACCGGUACGGAUAAGGUUAUCUCGACGGAAGGAAGAAGAGUUGGUAUCAAGAAAGCUUUGGUGUUUUACGUUGGGAAAGCACCAAAAGGCACCAAAACCAAUUGGAUCAUGCAUGAGUACCGUUUAUUCGAACCGUCUCGUAGAAACGGAAGCACCAAGCUUGAUGAUUGGGUUUUAUGUCGAAUAUACAAAAAGCAAACAAGCGCACAGAAACAGGUUUAUAACAAUCUAAUGACGACUGGUCGAGAAUACAGCAACAAUGGUUCGUCGACAUCUUCUUCGUCUCAUCAAUACGACGACGUUCUCGAAUCUUUACAUGAGAUUGACAAUAGAAGUUUGGGAUUCGUUGCCGGUUCAUCAUCUAACGCGCUGCCUCAUAGUCAUAGACCGGUUUUAACCAAUCACAAAACCGGGUUUCACGGUUUAGCGAGGGAGCCAAGUUUUGACUGGGCGAAUUUGGUUGGACAGAACUCGGUACCGGAACUCGGACUGAGUCAUAACGUCGCGAGUAUCCGUUACGGUGACGGUGGAACGCAGCAACAGCAGACUGAGGGGAUUCCUCGGUUUAAUAACUCGGACGUAUUGGCUCAUCACCAGGGUUUUAGUGUCGACCCGGUUAACGGAAUUGGGUACUCAGGUCAACAAAAUAGUGGGUUCGGGUUUAUUUGAUUGUGUAAUGGUGACGUAAUAUAAAAAUCAACAUAAUUUUAUUUUUUUGGUCUAAGUCAGAUUUAUUAAUUAAGGGUAGAAUUCGAACUCUAGGGUUAAGAUUUAGGUUCUAUACGACUUGUAUUUGUAUAUUCGUCGUCAUUUGUCCUGACAUUUUUACAUUUUUGUAAACUCUUAAGCUGGAUCUUUUGUAUUAAUCAAUUAUUUAUAUAUACUAAAAACA